AUGCGCCAGGAGCGCCCUUUUCUCUGGCUGUGUAUCAUGGCCAUCUCGACGCGGUCAAGACCUCUACAGCUGGAUAUGAGCGAGCGCAUCCGAUGGAUAAUCAGUCAGAAACUCAUGAUGGAACAUGAAAGAAACAUGGAUUACCUUCUUGGUCUCAUUGCAUUCAUGGCGUGGAUCAACGUACAACCGGGCUCAAAGCCCUUCUUUUGCUUCUACACACAACUCGCGAUUGCGCUAGUCUACGAUCUUGGCCUCACCAAAGAGCUCUCUAAGUUCUCUACACCACUUUUGUAUUGGAAAUCCAUCGGCCUCAACAGCCCCUGCUCUACCCUCUCUCCCCCACGGACAAUGGAGGAACGACGCACCGUCUUGGCAGCAUAUCUCCUGAACGCAACUGUUGCAUCCUUUGUCAAGAAAAUGGACAUUAUGCGCUGGACAAAACAUAUGGACGAUUGUCUGGACGUACUCGAGAAGUCAGAAGUGAUACCAAACGACCGCGCCCUUAUAGCCAUGGUAAGAAUGCAGCUCAUUCACGACGAGGCUACCAACAUCUAUUCGCCUCGCGACACGAUAGGGUUGGCCUCACCACCACCCACUUUGUACAUCAAGGCGCUGUCUUCGAAGCUACACGCAGUUUAUCAGGCUCUUGCACCAGAGGUCAAAGCCAAUGAUAUCGUAGCUUGUAGAUUGCACGACACGGAACUCGCGAUACAUGAAAGUGCCAUAUCACAAGCACACUCUCCGACAAAUUUCCCCAACAUGCAGCGUCUUGAGGCCCUGUUUGCCUGCCUUAACAGCAUCAAAUCAUGGUUUGACCUUGCCUUAGUUAUACCGCUCUCUACAUGCCCCGACUAUGGGCUUACAUUCUUCGCGCAAAUGUCGCAUUGUGCCAUCAAUCUCCACCGUCUCCAGACAAUGGACGAUCCCAUCUGGGACAUUGCCACUGCGCGCACCAUCAUCGACCUUCCCCAAGUGUUGGAAAAGCUCGCAGUACGGUGCACAGUAGCUGCAGACCUAGCCACGGUGCCCCCCAACGACAAUGAGGAGUUCACAUUCGUCAAGGCGGCGAAGAUGCUUCGUAUGAUGAAAUAUUUUUGGGAGAAGGAGAUGGAAGAGCGAAUGGCAAAGACGAAACGGGAGGCAACGGGUCUACCAACACCGGCUACGCAAGGCACUUCCAUACCCCUAGACGGCGUUGAGCUUGCGGACUUCGAUGGAGAGCUACUGGAUGACGAAUGGUUCGCGCAUAUUUUUACGCCAAUGGACCUUUAG
Messenger RNA from Verticillium nonalfalfae, 1272 nucleotides. RefSeq lists its product as uncharacterized. Lineage: Eukaryota; Fungi; Ascomycota; Sordariomycetes; Glomerellales; Plectosphaerellaceae. Gene Ontology annotation, cellular component: nucleus. Gene Ontology annotation, molecular function: transcription cis-regulatory region binding; DNA-binding transcription factor activity, RNA polymerase II-specific. The coding region runs from base 1 to 1272 and encodes 423 amino acids. Gene Ontology annotation, biological process: regulation of DNA-templated transcription. The record is from RefSeq and is a predicted model, not a curated record. The transcript has 4 exons.